Molecule: messenger RNA, 1080 nt
Organism: Olea europaea var. sylvestris
Lineage: Eukaryota; Viridiplantae; Streptophyta; Magnoliopsida; Lamiales; Oleaceae
Product: MADS-box protein SVP-like
Exons: 9
Coding region: 365-997 (210 amino acids)
Biological process (GO): positive regulation of transcription by RNA polymerase II
Cellular component (GO): nucleus
Molecular function (GO): protein dimerization activity; DNA-binding transcription factor activity, RNA polymerase II-specific; RNA polymerase II cis-regulatory region sequence-specific DNA binding
Source: RefSeq, a predicted model, not a curated record
AUACGCUUCUCUCUCCUCUUAUUGUUGGCGAAGAUAUAUCCAAUGGUGUGGUCCGUGUGGAUCAUCAAAAGUCUAAAGCUCCUUAACCAACGUCCCAGAAUGGUAGUGUCAUUUCUUCCCUUUAGUAGGCUCUGUACAGUUUCAACCUUCUUUUUAUACUCAGAUUCUUAUUCUUUGCUGUGAUCUAUUUUGGUAAGGUUUUGCGUAGAGAUUCUGUAUUGUACUUGAAGAUUUGCUUUUUCCCUUUCCUUCAUUAUUUAUAUCAAAAACCCAUCUCUUUCUCUCUUCCUAAGCUGUACGAACCCUCGGAAUAGUAAUUUCUUUCUAAUAAAACACUGGGGUUUGCAGUUGAGUGCGUACCGAAAUGGUGAGACAGAAAAUUCAGAUCAAGAAAAUUGAUAACCUGACAGCAAGGCAAGUGACCUUUUCCAAGAGAAGGAAAGGACUAUUAAAGAAGGCUCAAGAGCUCUCAACCCUUUGUGAUGCUGAAAUUGCCCUCAUAAUCUUCUCUGCUACUGGAAAGCUCUUCGAUUAUUCCAGCUCAAGCGUGAGGAAACUAAUUGAAAGGUAUAAUCAGCAUUCGGAGAGCUGUGGCAUUUUAUGCCAACCAUCCGAGAGGGGAAAUGGUGACCAUGCCAUGCUCAAUAAGGAACUUGUCGAUAAGACUCUCGAGUUAAGGCAACUUAAGGGUGAAGAUCUUCAAGGACUUUGCUUGGAUGAUUUGAUGAAACUUGAGAAAAUGGUCGAGGGAGGACUAAGCCGUGUAGUUAAAACAAAGAGUGAAAGAUUAAUCAAAGAUAUCAGCACACUCAAGAAAAAGGAAUCAGAAUUAAGGGAAGAAAAUGCAUGGUUGAAGCAGCAAGUAGCAGAUAAAUCAGAAGGCAGAAGAAAUGGUAUAAUCGAGCGAGGCAGUUCAUCUGAUCAAUCAGUCCUUUGUCAUCGGGACAAAAGCAGCUCCGAUACUUCCCUCAAGUUGGGCUUACCUUUCUCCAGCUGAAACUGAGAGAGGAGAUAGCACUUUGGAAUAAACUUAUUUAAUUUCAUAAUAAUUUGUGUAUAAUUACAUCUAAGAGUUUUUCA